AUGAUUCAAGGAAUCGCCCACGUCAACCUCUCAGUGCAUCCUGGCACGCUAGACGAUGCACAAGAGUUCUACGGCAAGACCCUCGGAUUAACUCCGACACAAGUCCCAGAGCUCCAAAAAGGAACCCUCCUAUGGUUCAAUAUCGGCUCGAGCGGGCAGCAGAUUCAUAUAAACAUGGGCCGAACAGACCCCGAACACUCGCGGCACCCGUGCUUCAAGUUGGAUUCCAGCGAGGAUCUUGAGGCUUUGAAAGAGGGAAUUUAUAAUCACCAUAUCCGAGGGGGUCCGUCGGCGCCGAUGGCUGCUGAUAAGCCCGGAGCUAUGGAUUCAGGUACUCAAGGAAAGGAAUAUCCCAAACGGUUCUUCGCCCGUGAUUAUGCGGGUAACCUGCUUGAGUUUACGCUAUGA
Messenger RNA from Penicillium odoratum, 408 nucleotides. RefSeq names its product putative glyoxalase family protein. Bases 1 to 408 code for a protein of 135 amino acids. The transcript is spliced from 3 exons. Lineage: Eukaryota; Fungi; Ascomycota; Eurotiomycetes; Eurotiales; Aspergillaceae. The record is from RefSeq and is a predicted model, not a curated record.